AUGAACUCUAAACUACUAGAACGCGGCGCCGCGGAUGACGACAUCAUCAGCAGCCUUACCGACGACGUGCUCCUGCACAUCCUCAGCUUCGUGCCCACCACCGAGGACGCCGUCCGCACGAGAGCCCUCUCGCGGCGGUGGCGGCACGUCUGGCUCUGCCUCCCGGCCUUGGCCUUCUCCGACAUCGGUAAGAUACCAACAUCGGGUCUCGACGAGUUGAUCAACGCGGCGCUCGCUCACAGCCACGAUACCCUCACGAUCCGCAUCCAACAUCCUCGCCACAAGCUCCACGCAAACGCGUGGCUCCAGCAGGCGGCGGAGCGUGUGCAUGGAAAUAUCAGCCUCAGGCUGGAUGACUACAGCCCAAUAACAAUUGAGGACCGCCAAUGGCACUGGCACGGGUUUGGCAAUGUCGUCUUGGACCUUCCCUGCGGCGACGAUACGAGGACGGCCGCCAUGUCGUUCCGCUCGUUCCUACAAGAUGAUAAAAUGUUAACACUUAAACUCCCAGUGGCGCCGGCGGUGAACAGCUCGUUGACCGAGCUGGAGCUGUUUAAUAUUCGGCUGGACGGCGGCGGCCUCUCGGAUUUACUGUCCUUGUGCGGCCAGCUGCGAAGGCUUCUCCUACAUGUGUUUUGGGGGGUGGACGGCCCGGACCUCAAGAUAACCAGCAAGCUCCUCGAAGAGCUUGAUUUGGACUACAUCGACGGUAUAGUGCGUCUGGAGGUGUCGUGUCCCAAGCUCCGCCUGCUCCGCAUUAAAAGGCUCUUCCAGACGGAUAGCAAGCUGGUGGGUAGUUUUUGCACUCCCAGCCUCGAGGAGAUACACUAG
Molecule: messenger RNA, 831 nt
Organism: Lolium perenne
Lineage: Eukaryota; Viridiplantae; Streptophyta; Magnoliopsida; Poales; Poaceae
Product: putative F-box/FBD/LRR-repeat protein At1g22000
Molecular function (GO): protein binding
Source: RefSeq, a predicted model, not a curated record